Messenger RNA from Pedinophyceae sp. YPF-701, 762 nucleotides. Lineage: Eukaryota; Viridiplantae; Chlorophyta; Pedinophyceae. The record is from the annotation of a GenBank genome assembly.
AUGGACGGUCGAGACGAGCCUUGGAAUCGAGCUGUGCGCCUGGACGUGAUCGCCACUCUCUUCGCGGCGGGCGGCUCCCUCGUCUGGGUCAAGAUCUUCGACGGCCUCGCCAGCGCCGGGUACCUCGAGCAGAAGCUGUCGAGGAAGAUAGUCCACAUCACGACCGGGCCGCUGUUCCUCCUGACGUGGCCGGCGUUUGGCGACGCAGCCUACUCCCCGUUGUGCGCGGCGCUCGUGCCGGCGCUGAACGCCUGCCGCUUGUUCGCGAUCGGGUCCGGCAUCGUCGUCGACGAGGGCGCCGUGCGCAGUUUGAGCCGCGAGGGGGACAACAGCGAACUCCUCCGGGGGCCUCUGUACUACUGCUUGGCGAUGACGGCGGCGACGGUGCUGUGCUGGCGGGGCUCGGCGGUCGGGUUCACGUCCCUCUCGCUGAUGUGCGGCGGCGACGGUUUCGCGGACAUCGUCGGGCGCAGGCUCGGCGGCAAGGCCCGGAUCCCGUGGAAUCCGAAGAAGUCGGUGGCUGGCAGCGCAGCGAUGUUUGUGGCGGGCCUCUGUAUGUCAGUGGCCUUCCUGCAGUACUUCACGUCGCUUGGGUACAUGAAUGCCGACGUCGCGGGGUCGCUCCCAGCGCUCGCCGCGGUCGCCGCGGCCGCCACGCUCGUCGAGAGCCUCCCCGUGAGCGACAAGCUGGACGACAACCUCUCGGUGCCGCUCGCGACGUACGUGGCGGGGUUCCUCUUGCUCGGCCAGAACGCCGUGUGA